Messenger RNA from Empidonax traillii (willow flycatcher), 2352 nucleotides. RefSeq names its product INTS3 and NABP interacting protein (gene INIP). NCBI's taxonomy places the organism in Eukaryota, Metazoa, Chordata, Aves, Passeriformes, Tyrannidae. The record is from RefSeq and is a predicted model, not a curated record. Bases 180 to 494 code for a protein of 104 amino acids. Gene Ontology annotation, biological process: DNA repair. The transcript has 5 exons. Gene Ontology annotation, cellular component: nucleus; SOSS complex; nucleoplasm.
UCCCGCGGGAUUCAGCGCUCCCGUCCCUCCCCUCCGCCCGGCUGAGCCGGAGGGCUUCGCCGCCGUUUUUCACAGCUGGGCACCUGGAUGGGAGCAGAAGUUGAUGGUGGCUCGAGAUAUUUGUGGGGGUUAAAAGGUUUGGACUACAGUUGAAUAAAACAAGGGCUGAAAAUUGAAGGAUGGCAGCAAAUCCUUCAGGACAAGGUUUCCAGAAUAAAAAUAGGGUUGCAAUCCUGGCAGAACUAGACAAGGAGAAGAGAAAGUUACUUAUGCAAAACCAGUCUUCCACAAAUCACCCUGGAGCCAGCAUUGCACUUGCAAGAUCACCUCUGAACAAGGAUUUCCGUGAUCAUGCUGAGCAACAGCACAUCGCAGCACAGCAGAAGGCUGCACUGCAGCAUGCACACGCACAUUCCUCAGGAUACUUCAUAACUCAAGACUCUGCGUUUGGAAAUCUUAUUCUUCCUGUCUUACCUCGAAUUGAGGCAGAAUGAGGAGUGUUGUUUCUCAGAACUUCAAGAUCUGUGUCUCUAGCAGGAGCUGUCUGACCUUUUAAUUUCUUUACAUAUCUUCAAAUCUAUUUUUUUCUGUAUUUUUACAGUUACCUUCCAGGAAUGUGAGCUGUCAUGAUGGGGAAGUAGUGUUGUUGAACAACAAUUUUUAUCCUGUAUUACUGUUCCUCUGUCAGGUCAAAGUCAAAUGUAAGACUUCCUUGUGUUUGAAGUGCACAGGGUUUGCUCCUCCCUGUUUCAGUGCUUCCUUUAAAUAAACAUCCAAAACAGAGUCAUCAAGAGAUGCACAUGUGCUCUGUCACUAUUUGUGUUUCUUUUUAUUGUGUAGAGGUACAAUAUUUCACUUCGAUGGAAGACAAAAGUUACUUUUGUCCAUCAAAACAGAUGAAUUUAUCAAAUCCAUCAGUCAGUCUUCCUCCCCCCUCCUGCCCCCUUGUAUGCAGGUGUUUCUAGUGUGCUGUUUGCUGUUGUGGUAUCAUCUGAUCUCAAGUCUUUAGUUACAGUGUGCAUACCUCUUACCUUGUUUUGGGAAAUAUGAAAGUGAAUUAAAGUGGGGAAAAAGGCAAUUGUUUCAAACAGGCUUUUUACAGGCAAAAGAAGUCAUAAAUUCUCUGGACAUCUCAGAUGGAAGGUGUUGUCUGCAAAGACAACGCAGUUUGAAAGGUCAUAUUUUUCUAAUGAUGCCUUUUCCAAUACUUACUGUGUUUAAUUUUUGUUUGCUUAUUUUUUUUUGUGUUUUUAUCUGUGGUAAACAGAUCUGCAUCCUGCUGAAAGAAAGUCUAUUGAUCUAUAGUAAAUUAUUUUGGAAUUAUGGUCAUACUACCAGGAUAAAGUAACUUAGAGUGAAAAAUAGUCCACAUAGAUGUUCUUAUAUCUCCACAGUUUUAGUUAUAAAAUUAUGCUGGUACAUUGAUUAUUUUACUUAUGGAGACAAAGUUUAGAAAAUAAAAAACAACAAGAAAAUGUAUGUCAGAAUGAGAAAUCAGAAAGCAUCUGUUAAAUUGGUGCCCAUUUGAAGUAGCUCCAUCCUUUGCAGAAACUUAGGUGUCCCAUGAAGUUUCCAGGGUUGUAGCCUAAAAAUUUCCGUAGGGACAUCCAGGGUAUCCUGUUUCCAUUUGCAGGGGAUUGCCUCUAGCCAGUAUGCCCUACUGAACUGUAAGCACUGUUAACAUUUUUAUUACUCAUGAGUACAGAACAAGUACCAAGAGAGGGUGCAGGUAUGAGGAAAAUGCCACUGCUCUCAUGUACCACAGCUGAGUAUAGAGCUUUGCAGAAGCUGGAGCAUACUGAAACAUUUUCAAGAAGGAGGAUCUUGUGGAGCCGCCUCAUAGAGCUUAAAGGUGUGCAGUUUUAACAUGAAGUGUUCAUACCACAUGCUUUUUUGAGGGCUCUGAUGUGGUGAGUUAUGGGAAUGAUGGUGAGUUUUCUGGGCAGUGGAGAAAGAAGUCACUUCUGGGGUCAGUGUUAGGCUCUGUGUAGCUUUUUAAUACGAAGAGUAGCUACUCUAUGAAAUUGUUCUGACUACUCAUUAUUCUAUAAUAUGACCUGAGUAUCUUAGAUGCUUUGAAGAAAAAGAUCUGAAAAAUCUCAGUGUAGAACAGGCACUCACGAAGCAGUCCAAGCCUGGAAAUGUGCAAAGGCAGAGAAGUUAAAGCAGACACAGCAGAAAGUUUGGAUUUUAUACUUUAGUUGAAUUUCACAUUAAAGGGGCUCUGUGCUAACCGUUUGAGCUACAGAAUCAAUCAGUGCUGCUGUACAGUCUGCAUUGGAUCCAGGCAAUGAAACAGUAAAGAUCCUUCUUUGGAAAGUUAUAGUUGCCCCCCUGAAGGAGUUAACACUU